This is a messenger RNA of Oryctolagus cuniculus (rabbit), 954 nucleotides long. RefSeq names its product olfactory receptor 622 (gene OLFR622). The record is from RefSeq and is marked inferred. NCBI's taxonomy places the organism in Eukaryota, Metazoa, Chordata, Mammalia, Lagomorpha, Leporidae. Gene Ontology annotation, biological process: G protein-coupled receptor signaling pathway. Gene Ontology annotation, cellular component: plasma membrane. Gene Ontology annotation, molecular function: olfactory receptor activity; G protein-coupled receptor activity.
AUGGCAGCCAAUACUACACAUUACCAUAUCUCAUCUUUCUUCCUGGUUGGUAUUCCUGGUUUGCAAGAUUUUCACUGCUGGAUUGGAAUUGCUGUUUGCCUUCUGUUUCUCUUGAGCCUACUGGGAAACAGCGUAAUCAUUGUUACCGUUAAGCUAGAGCCAAGCCUCCACCAACCUAUGUAUUUCUUCCUUUGCAUGUUGGCAAUGAAUGAUGUGGCUCUUGCCUAUUCCACAGCCCCCAAGAUGCUUGGCAUCUUUUGGUUUGAUGAUCAUCGGAUUGACUUUAAUGUCUGCCUUGCACAACUGUAUUUUAUCCACACAUUUUGCGUUAUAGAAUCAUCUCUGCUUGUCUCCAUGGCCUUCGAUCGCUUCAUAGCUAUUUGCAUACCACUGCGGUAUACAACCAUUCUGACAACAUCACUGGUCAUUAAAAUGGGUCUAGUUGGUGUGAUUCGAGCUUCACUUCUGGUUUUGCCCUGUCCUGUCCUUAUUAACAGACUUCCAUAUUACACUAAAUAUGUCAUUAAUCAUGCCUAUUGUGAGCACAUGGCUGUGGUGAAGUUGGCCAGUGCCAACACGUUUGUUAACCGAGCAUAUGGAAUUUCUGUGGCUCUUUCAGUGAUAGUAUUGGACUUAGGUCUCAUAGCAGCAUCCUACAUCAAAAUCCUGCAGGCAGUCUGUCGGCUCUCUUCCCAGAAUGCUCGCUCUAAAGCAUUGGGCACCUGUGCUGCUCACAUCUGCACUAUUCUUGUGUUAUAUACACCAGCGCUCUUUAGCUUCCUAACUCAUCGCAUUGGUAAGAAGGUACCUCCGAGUGUCCACAUAAUUUUUGCAAGUGUGUACCUUCUAGUACCCCCCACAGUGAAUCCUCUCGUGUAUGGCGUCAAGACAAAGCAGAUUCGUGACCGAGUGUUGAAUCUUUUCUUCCCAAACAAGAAGAUUUCUGAAAAUUAA